Messenger RNA from Aegilops tauschii subsp. strangulata, 405 nucleotides. RefSeq names its product putative ripening-related protein 6. NCBI's taxonomy places the organism in Eukaryota, Viridiplantae, Streptophyta, Magnoliopsida, Poales, Poaceae. The record is from RefSeq and is a predicted model, not a curated record.
AUGGCGAACACCAAGCUCGCGUUCGUGGCCAUGCUCGUGAUCCUACUGCAAGCGUCCGCGCGGCACCACGCCGGCGGCGACACCCCCGGCGUGAUGACGAUAAACGAUUUCGACAGAGGCGAGGGAUUCGGGCCGUCGGAGUGCGACGGCAGGUACCACAGCAACAGGGACAUGGUGGCGGCGCUGUCCACGCGCUGGUACGAGGGCGGGCGCCGGUGCGAGAGGAUGAUCCGCAUCACCAGCACGCACACCGGGCGCACCGUGGAGGCCAAGGUGGUGGACGAGUGCGACUCCAAGCAAGGGUGCGCGGACGACAUCGUGGACACCUCCCUCGCCGUGUGGAAGGCGCUCGGGCUCGACGCCAACGCCGAUGACGCGGCCGUCAUCACCUGGUCCGACGCCUGA